GUUGUUUCCCAACCCCGAAUGUAGUCGGCUUCUCUCCUCAGGCGGACAAAUAAAGUGGUCGCCACCAGAAAAUGCGCCCGAAUGCCGGCUCUGCCUUUACACCUUGUCUCCAAUUCCUCACUGCCACUGAACAGCACAACAAUCAACGGCACUGCUGCUGAGACCUUACAAGUAGUUUGUGCCUGGCCCGUUUCCGGGCAGUAUGGCCCCGGUACGAGAUACCUAUACUAUGUCUUGGUAGCUGCGUGCGUUCUAGGAAGAGGCUCCGAGUGGCUGAGAGAUGCGUGCCUCGCAGCUGCUCUGCUGCUCCCGGCAGUGGCAGCGCUGCACGGAAUCGUCCUCGCUACGGUUCACGUCGACGGUGCCGUUGAUAUGGACGUCUACGGUGCAUUCCAGCUCUGCGCGAUAGGCGUCCUGGCCGGUCCCGUCACUGUCAGGAUCUCCAAGACGUAUUUCAACACGCCAGGCCGUAACCUCAUCUUCCUCUGGACGGGAAUGAUCCUGUCUGGGCUCCUGAGCCUGACAGUCGAGUUCUUCAGGGCUGAUCCCGUAUCCUGCCGCACCGACGACUUCAAGUAUGGCGAGAAUGGUACCUGCGGCCUUACCUGCUCGACCGACAAGGGCCCUUAUUCACCCUUGCGAGGCGGGUCUCAGAACAACAUCUACGUGAUCCAGGCUCCAGACAUCCUAGGCUUCGGGACAGCCACACUCCUCGCCGCAGCCUGCUGCAUCCCAGCCAUCCUGUCGCUAGUGAGCAUGUGGAACAAGAUUCUGAAGCUGAAC
Cryphonectria parasitica EP155 is the source of this 783-nucleotide messenger RNA. RefSeq lists its product as uncharacterized. The record is from RefSeq and is a predicted model, not a curated record. NCBI's taxonomy places the organism in Eukaryota, Fungi, Ascomycota, Sordariomycetes, Diaporthales, Cryphonectriaceae. The annotation marks the transcript as partial. The transcript has 3 exons.